AUGGCGUCGGCAAUUGACAUCACAGUAAGAUGUGAAACCUACCCGGGUAACAUCAUCAACGGGCAGUUUGCCCCUACUGAUGUGACUCGGCAUACCGUUGACCCCGCGACUGAGGAAUCUCUCUAUGAGGUCCCCGUGGCCACGAAGGAACAACUUGACGAUGCUGUGAAGCACGGCCGCGAGGCGUUCAAAAAAUGGAGUAAAACGACCCAUGAGGAGAGGUCCAAGCUGCUGCUCGCGUAUGCCGAUGCCAUCGAAAAGGAACGCGGGAGCAUCGAAAAGCUGCAGACAAUGGAGCAGGGAAAGCCUGUGGGCCUUUCGAACGUGGAGGUGACCAUGACUCUGACUUGGUUGCGAGCUUUUGCCACCAUGGAAGUGAAAGACGAAGUUCUCGAAGACGACGAUGAGAAAACCAUCUACGCCACGUUCCCUCCUCUUGGCGUGUGUGGUGCCAUUGUUCCGUGGAACUGGCCCAUUCUACUGGGUCUGGGUAAAGUCGGGCCUGCGCUGAUGACGGGCAAUACCAUCAUCAUGAAGCCGUCGCCAUACACCCCGUACUGCGACCUCAAGCUGGGUGAGAUAGCCAUGUCUGUUUUCCCACCAGGCGUGUUUCAAGUUCUCAGCGGCGACGACAACCUGGGACCAUGGAUGACGGCCCAUCCGGGGAUCGACAUGAUUGCGUUCACAGGAUCGAUCCAAACCGGGAAGAAGGUGGCAGAGAGUUGCGCAAAGACUCUCAAGAGAUAUCUUCUCGAACUCGGCGGCAACGAUGCUGCUAUCGUCUGUGAAGAUGUUGACAUUGCGAAAUGCUUGCCCAAGAUCGCGACCAUGGCGUUCCUUAACUCAGGUCAGAUCUGUAUGCUUGUCAAACGUCUUUACGUCCACGAAAAGAUCUACGACCAAUUCCGCGACGCCAUGGUUGAGUUCACGAAGAACAACAUCAAGACCGGUGGUGGUUUCGAGCCUGACGUUGUCGUUGGACCACUUCAAAACAGCAUGCAAUUUGAGCUCGUCAAAGACAUGUAUGCUCAAAUCGACAAGUGUGGUUGGAAGACCGCCUUAGAGGGUUCCGUCCGCGAAACCUCCAAGGGGUACUUCGUGGAGCCGGUGAUCAUCGACAACCCGCCCGAAGACUCACGCAUUGUCAAGGAAGAGCCAUUUGGCCCUAUCGUUCCACUGCUCAAAUGGUCGUCCGAAGAUGAUGUUAUUGAUCGUGCGAAUGCUCUUGAGACGGGUCUCGGCGCAUCGGUCUGGAGCAAGGACUUGGAGCGCGCGGAACGACUGGGCCGAAACUUGAGCGCCGGCAGUGUCUGGAUCAACUCCCACUUCGAUACUUCACCUAAGGUGCCCUUUGGAGGACACAAGGAGAGUGGCAUGGGUAUGGAAUGGGGCAUUGAAGGAUUUAAGCAGUAUACCAACAGCAGGAGUCUGUGGGUGUGGAAGAAGGUGUUUGACUAA
This is a messenger RNA of Colletotrichum karsti, 1458 nucleotides long. Its product is annotated as aldehyde dehydrogenase. Bases 1 to 1458 code for a protein of 485 amino acids. The record is from RefSeq and is a predicted model, not a curated record. NCBI's taxonomy places the organism in Eukaryota, Fungi, Ascomycota, Sordariomycetes, Glomerellales, Glomerellaceae. The transcript is spliced from 3 exons. Gene Ontology annotation, molecular function: aldehyde dehydrogenase (NAD+) activity.